This is a messenger RNA of Trichoderma asperellum CBS 433.97, 4620 nucleotides long. The record is from RefSeq and is a predicted model, not a curated record. Lineage: Eukaryota; Fungi; Ascomycota; Sordariomycetes; Hypocreales; Hypocreaceae.
GUCGCAUUCGCACUUCACUAGAGCUAAAACUGCGACUCCCACCUCACUAACAGACCCGGGACAGGUCCUUGCUUUUCCCUCUUCCUUUUCCCUCCACUCUCGCUCCAUGUCGAAUCCCGAACUCGUCUCACGACGAUACACUGAGCUCUUCCUUCCCGACAGCACUGCAGAGUGCCUGGGAUUUCCACCAUGAACGGCACGCGACGCGAUGCCCCGCCGCAUCAUCACCACAAGAAUGGCGAUGUCCCCGACGCGGGGCUGAGGAGCCUUGAUCACUACAAGAGAGCGCUGCCAAAAUGGAGAUACAAUCUGCGACAACAGGCACUUCCUAUUGUUCGAUGGGAGACGCCAUACCUCGCUGCUCUGCAGAGCAAGCUGCGCACGCCGGCGCUCGACAGCUACUUCGCCAUCACCGCCAACCUCGGCACCCAUACCUUCUUCAUGAUCUUCCUGCCGAUGCUGUUCUGGGGUGGUUAUGCGGCCUUUGCUAAGGGGUUGGUUCACAUCUUGGCGCUGGGUGUCUUCUGGACAGGCUUCGUCAAAGAUUUCUACUCGCUGCCCCGACCACUGUCGCCGCCUCUCAACCGCAUCACCAUGUCUGGAUCUGCAGCGCUCGAAUACGGCUUCCCCUCCACCCACAGCGCCAAUGCCGUUUCCGUUGCCGUCUAUGCCAUUCUGCUCUUGCGCAGCCCCGACAACCCCUUUUCUGAGACGACAAAGCUGCUUCUCGAGAUCCUGUCGUACUUUUAUGGUGUGUCCAUCGUCUUUGGGCGCCUUUACUGCGGCAUGCAUGGCUUCCUGGAUGUUAUAGUUGGAUCUAUAAUGGGGGCUGGCAUCUCUUUGCUGGAAUACUACUUCGGGCCGCCGUUGGAUGCCGCUAUGCAGUCCAGCUCUUGGGUGGCUCCCGCCCUCAUCGGCCUGGUAAUCAUCAUCCUCAUACGAAUCCAUCCCGAACCUGCAGAUGAUUGCCCAUGCUUCGAUGAUAGCGUUGCCUUUGCCGGUGUAGUUAUUGGGCUGGAGGCUGGAACUUGGACCGCUGGAAGAUCUUUCCUAGCUUACGCCGAGGCUAGCAUGGGUGCUUUGCCGUACACAUGGUUGGUUGUCGCGGCGAGGAUGGUGGUUGGAAUCGUCGUCAUCUUUCUUUGGCGCGAAAUCAUGAAGCCCACGCUGCUCAAAGUGCUGCCCCACGUAUUCCGCCUCAUUGAGUCGACCGGAUUUGACCUGCCUCGAAGGUUUUUUACACCAGCCAGCGAGUACAAAUCUGUGCCUCCUGGGUCGCGGCUAGAUACCCUAUUUCCCAAGGCCUCUGAUUUCCCUCGUAUGGUUGAGAGUAUUCGACACCCUACAACUCGAGGACGAGCCGUUUCUGUAGGACCACAGAGCGCAGCAGAUGCAUACGAAACCUUGGCCUAUCGGGAGCGGCAACGAAGGGACAGUAUUGGAAGCAACUCUAGCCUAAAAGGCAAAUCAAACAAUCUGGAUCUUAACGAGGAAGACGAAGAUAAGUCAGGCAAAGGGGCCCAAACUUCUGGGGUUCAAAAGCCAGCAUACAAAGAUGAGCCGUCGAAUGGCCCGAAUGAUGUUCUUGUCAUGCAAGGCGGGGGAGAGAAUGGGAAUCCAGAAAUAUAUCUCACUAUGGAAAAUGAGCGUGAAGAAAAGGAAAUGUUUUCUCAGCUAGUGAGGCCACGAGUGAGAUACGACGUCGAAGUUGUCACAAAACUUGUGACUUGGGCUCCUUUUCCAAUUGCUAUUCCAAGCUUCCCCUCUUCCAAAAUGUCCGACUAUGAGGACGAGAUGGACGUCGAUGGCCCGGCGCCAUCCGCCGAUAUCACGUUUUCGGCUGAGGCAACCAAGGGCAAGAGAAGUGCUGCCAAUCUACCAGUUGAAGCCGAGGACAGCUUGCCAUGGGUUGAAAAGUACCGACCAGUAACGCUCGACGAUGUGUCCGGCCACCAAGACAUCCUCGCCACCAUCAACAAGUUUGUCGAGAUGAACCGCCUUCCUCACCUGCUUCUCUACGGGCCGCCUGGCACAGGUAAAACAUCGACCAUCCUGGCUCUCGCGCGGCGGAUCUACGGCGCUUCCAACAUGCGGCAGAUGGUGCUAGAGCUGAACGCUUCGGACGACAGAGGCAUCGACGUGGUGCGAGAGCAGAUCAAGACGUUUGCUAGCACCAAGCAGAUCUUUUCCAUGGGCGGCGGCGCGGCCAAGUCGAAUUCCAUUGCUGGCUUCAAGCUCAUCAUCCUGGACGAGGCGGAUGCCAUGACCAACACUGCACAGAUGGCUCUACGAAGAAUCAUGGAGAAGUACACGGCGAACACACGGUUUUGCAUCAUUGCCAAUUACGCACACAAGCUUAGCCCUGCGCUGCUAUCUCGGUGUACGAGGUUCAGAUUCAGUCCGCUAAAGGAAGGGGAUAUCAGAGUAUUGGUGGAGAAGGUGGUGGAAGAGGAGAAUGUCAAGAUUCAGGGCGAGGCUGUCGAUGCGCUGGUGAAGCUGAGCAAGGGCGACAUGCGACGGGCACUCAAUGUGCUUCAAGCGUGCCAUGCAUCAAGCACACCGCUGAGGUUAAAGAACGAGCCCAAGCCGCCCGAGAGCGAGAUCAAGCGCGAGACGAUUACGACAGAGACGAUUUACAACUGCAUUGCGGCACCCCAGCCCGAAGCCAUCAAGGAGAUUGUGGAGACGCUCCUGAGCACGCCGGACGUGACGAGCUGCCUCAACACCAUCAACGCCCUGAAGACGACGCAAGGACUGGCGCUGGCCGACAUCAUCACGGCGGUGAUGGAGCAGCUGACAAAGCUGGAGGUCAAUGCAGAGGUCAUGAUUACCUGGCUGGAGGGGCUGGCAGAGAUUGAGCACCGGGUUGCUAGAGGGGCCAGCGAGAUGGCAGCCAUGCUUUCAGCGAGCCCGAGCGAGGCGCCCAACGCUGCGCCGCCCUCGCUGCCGCUGCACGGGGGCGACGUCCACAAGAUCCCGCAGAUCCUCCCCCGAGAGCGCGUCUUCCCGAUCCAGAUUGGCGGAGAGCUCUUUAAGCUGUCUGGCGCAUCUCUGUCAUCAGAUGCGCCGUCCUAUUUUUCGCAAUACUUUCUUUGCCAGAUCAGAGCGGCGGAGCAAAAAGGCGAAGACCCAGCUGCUUCGAUCCGAACGCUCUACAUCGAUCGCGACCCGCAGACCUUUCGAGACAUUGCGCUGCAUUUGCAAGGAUACUAUGUGAUACCACGAGACGGGACGCACUUUGUGCGUCUGUUUGCAGACGCUCAGUUCUAUAACCUCCCCAAGCUCAUCUCUCAACUCAACGAGGAGAGCAUCUUCAUGUCCAUCGGCCACCGCGAAUUCCAGAUCCCUCGCGACGUCCUUAACGACCCUGCCAACUCCCCGAACUACUUCUCUCUCGGCUUUGCCCUCUUUUUCUCUCAACCAAACGACCUCUUCCCCGGUCUCGACCGCGAGGGCCUGAUACGCCCGCCGUCUAUCCUCCCGCCGUCGGUGCCUAAUCGCAACGCCGACACCUUUGCCGAGCUGCUGCGGCUACUGCGCGGGUAUCCGGUCAAUAUUCGCGACGAAAACCAUCGCCAGGAACUCCUACGUGACGCUCGAUAUUUCCACUUCAAAGGCAUAGAGCAGCAGCUCAUUCCCCAUUCCAUAAGCUUCAACCCAUUGCGCCUAAUCGACGAGAUCAUCUUGCGGCUGGAGAAUGUACAAAAGAGCGGCGUCAGUGUCCCACCAGCUGAAGAAGUCAGCGACGGCCAAUCCAUUCCUUCCGGUCGGCACGUCAAUUAUGCUCGCCCAUACGUAGACAGCAAGCCGGCUGAGCUGAUAUUAGAGAUUGGAGAGACAACAACAAUGCUCAAGUUCUCUGCCGAUGGCGUCAAGGCGGAAUUCUUCGGGCGCACGAAAACCAGGGUGGCGAAGCUCCUAGAAGUUGUUGCGACAAAGCUCAGUUUGCCUCUGACUACACAACCAUUAGGCGUCCUCAUGGCGUCCGGGGGCGCCGGCUCACAACCACCCACGCCAGGCCACACCCCGCUCAGCGAGGACCUUGUCCGGGUUGUCUUCGAGGCCGAAUCUUCAGUCACUCUCAACGGCGACGAGUACGACGAGGAUCUCAGCAACUACACGCCUAAAGACCCUCCGAUCGUCACGUCCGACAUUGAGCCCGCCAGAAAUCCUAGGAAGCGCCGUCGAACGGAGGACAGCAUCGAGGACACCGGCAGCGCUCUUCCCGGCGAAGGUCAGGAAUGGGCCGUCAAGACGGGUCAGUUUAGGCUGCGGAUCCAGGAGAGCAGGAGCGGCAAGAGUGCUUUCGAGUGCGUGUUUGUCGCUGUCAAGAUUGACGCCGUGAGCUCGGAGAGGGGCAGGAACAAAAUGAGAAAGUUCCUUGGGGAUUAAAAUUUCUGGUCAUUUUUCUUUUUCUUUCUUUUCAAUUUUUAGAUAUCAAAAAAUUUAGCAAGAGGGAUUAAUCUUUUCACGUGUAUAAUAUAUAUAGUGUUAAUGAGUAUGAGCAAUGGGGUAGGAUAAGGAGUUUCUUUCUUCAAUGGAAAUAUCAAACUCUUGGGGUUUCGUUAAAAAAAAACAUAUAAUGCAGAAAAAUGAUAUGCGCCUAGUUAUGCAUUUGGG